This is a messenger RNA of Penaeus chinensis, 1560 nucleotides long. RefSeq names its product solute carrier family 49 member 4-like. Lineage: Eukaryota; Metazoa; Arthropoda; Malacostraca; Decapoda; Penaeidae. The transcript has 9 exons. The record is from RefSeq and is a predicted model, not a curated record. Gene Ontology annotation, biological process: transmembrane transport. Gene Ontology annotation, molecular function: transmembrane transporter activity. Bases 145 to 1515 code for a protein of 456 amino acids. Gene Ontology annotation, cellular component: membrane; intracellular membrane-bounded organelle.
UUGUUCGCCCAUUCUGGGGCAUUGUUUCUGUGACCGUGAAAUUGGGAACACGGAUCGCUCUUCAGAGAAAUCUUGAGUUACAGUGUUCACUCUCGAUGUUAUUAAUAGAUAAUAUAUCACAUUACCGAAGAAAAAACGCGUAACAUGUCAUCUUGCGAUACCAACAUCGAGGUGGCGAACCCCAGGACAGGCGGAGGGCAGGAGGUCAUCACAAAAACUUAUUGUCGACGAUUUUGGAUUCUUUUGGUCUUUUCGUUGUUAGCAGGUUUCCAGGGCCAGCAGUGGAACACGUGGAGUCCCAUCGGCGCCAGCAUGGAGGCUGCUUACCCGGGCUGGGGCUCCAGUACGGUGGCCAUGAUGGCUAACUGGGGCCCGAUUACCUUCCUGAUAUUUGUGGCUCCCAUGUGCUGGCUCAUGAACACUCGGGGGCUUCGCGUGAGUGUGGUCACCUGCGCUGCCAUGAUGAGCGUCGGAACCUUGCUCAGGUGUAUCCACACCCCUCCUGCUGCCUUCACGGCUUUAUGCCAUGUUUGCGCAUUCCUCGUGGGCACAUCUGGCACCAUCAUGCUAGCUGCCCCGCCCCUCCUCGCCGCCGAUUGGUUCCCUCCGCGGGAGAGAACCACUGCCACGGCCGUUCCGAUCGUGGCCAACCAGCUGGGUACCGCUCUGAGCUACCUGGAGCCGCUUGUUGUGCGGGCUCCGGGGGGUGCGGCGACUCCUGCUGACAUCAGGAGUGACGUCAGUACACUCCUUUCUGUAGAGGCAGGUAUAGCUGCAACAUUGCUGGUGAUGACGGUAGCCUACUUUCCCUCCCGCCCGCCCUCCCCGCCCUCCAUUACCUCUGCCGCUCCCCGCCUGGAGUACCGCGCUGCCCUCGCCGCGAUUGUCAGAAACCGCGACGCGCUGCUGGUGUUCGCGUCGUACGGCCUGUCCAGCAUCCCGUGGGAGGCGGUCCUCAGCUAUUACCUCUCCUCCCUCGGCAUCCAGCAGGAAGAGGCUUCGUGGCUGGGGGUCGUCGCCGUGGUCUCCUCGGCCGCCGCUGGCCUCCUCGCCGCCCGCCUCACCGACCUGCUCUACGGCCACGCCCUCACCUGCGUGCUGGCGCUCAUGCUCACCUCCGUCGGGGCGCUCUACUGGCUCUGCCUGCUCUCGUGGGGCACCAUCCCCGCGGCCAAGUGGCAAAUUUACGCGUCCGUGAUCGGCGGGAUGGCAGUGAACUUUGGCGCGACGCCCCUGUUCGUGGAGCUGGCGGUGGAGCUGGCGUACCCGUGCCCCGAGGGCGUCGUCACCGGCUUCAUGGUGGCUGUCCUUAACUUCACCGGCGCCGUUUUUCUCUUCUUGUUUUUCAUACCCAAUAUUGGAUACUCUUGGGUGGUCUACUACCUGCUGGGGUCGUGCGUGGCGUGCGCCCUGCCGCUCCUGCUGGUGCGGGAGGAUUACGCCAGGUCCUCCAUCGACCGCCGCCGCCGCCUGGGUCGCUCCCUUGACGGAGACGCUGACUCUCGCGCUUGUUAAUUGUUCUAGAUUGUAUAUCGGUUGGAUUUAAAAUAUCGAGCUUUA